Cynara cardunculus var. scolymus (artichoke) is the source of this 4356-nucleotide messenger RNA. RefSeq names its product G-type lectin S-receptor-like serine/threonine-protein kinase At4g03230. Gene Ontology annotation, molecular function: protein kinase activity; ATP binding. Lineage: Eukaryota; Viridiplantae; Streptophyta; Magnoliopsida; Asterales; Asteraceae. The coding region runs from base 1 to 4176 and encodes 1391 amino acids. Gene Ontology annotation, biological process: protein phosphorylation; recognition of pollen. The transcript is spliced from 15 exons. The record is from RefSeq and is a predicted model, not a curated record.
AUGGGGUUCUUUCAAGGUAAAGAAGGACGAUACAUUGGGAUUUGGUAUGCCAUGGAUAACACCACUGUGGUGUGGGUUGCUAACCGUGAUAAUCCGGUGCUGGAUUCCACAGGAGCUCUUAUAGUUGCAGAAGAAGGUGUUAGGAUUCUGGACAGAAACGGAAACAGUUACUUCAGUACAGACGCAGGGGGAGCUUCUAACAAGACGUUGGCAUUGCUCGACAAUGGAAAUGCUGUUUUAAUAGACAUUAAUAAUACCUUUAUAUGGCAAAGUUUUGAUAAUCCUACAGAUACUUUUCUUCAUGGUAUGAAAAUGGACAUGAACUCAAAGUUGAUUUCCUGGAAAAGCCCGGACGACCCAACCCCUGGAAGCUUUGUGUUCCAAGAAGAAAAGACGAUGCAAUAUGUCAUUAUGAAUGGAACAACUCCUCAUUGGAAAAGUGGAAUCGGGUCAAAGAAUUACAAAUUGGAGCUAAACCAAAUGUUCCCUAAAUACGCAAGGUUUUUGAUGAGUCACACUGGAAACAUACAGUAUUUUACAUGGGUGGAAUCUGCUAAAGCAUGGAGUUUGGUUUGGGAAGAGCCGAAGGAUAUUUGUAGCAAUUUUCAAGUGUGUGGGCGGUAUGGUCUCUGUAGCCCAUAUAAUCAACCUAUAUGUAGUUGUUUGCCAGGAUUUGAAGCUAAUGAACCUGGAGUUUAUUCAGAAGGCUAUAGGCACGAGCCUAAAAUAUGUAGCAUUGGUGAAGCCGACGAGUUCCUCAAUGUUACCAUGAUAGAAGUUUCGAAUCCAACAUCUAUCGAAUCAAGAAUUGAAUCAGAUUGCAGAAACAAAUGUCUUGAAAACUGCCUGUGCAUGGCUUAUUCAUUUUCUCGUGGAAACACAGGAACGCAACAGGGAAGUUCCCGUCGUCCAAACAGCUGCAGGAUGUGGGAAUCGGAACUGUAUAAUCUUCAAAUGGAUGGAACAGAAAAUAUUUACAUCCGUAUUAACAGAGGCGUGGGAGGCUAUAACAACUCAGCACAAGGAUCUCCAUCUCCAACUCCUCGUGGCGAUUCAUCACCGUUCCUAUCAAAGACACGUAUUUUGGUCUUUUCAUUGACAAUUCUUAUGAUCUUAUUGUUAUGCAGCCUUAGCUAUACAUAUUACAGGAGACUGGUCCCCCAUGAACAAGGAAGAAAUUUCAUGCUUCAAACGGAUGAUAGUGAAAGACGAUCUAUAGACUUAAUACAUCUAGAACACUCAAGAGAAGACAAUAUAGAAGGCACCGGAGUACCAUUCUUUGAAUUUGAAAGCAUAUUAGCCGCUACAGAUAACUUCUCGGAUGCUAAUAAGCUUGGAGAAGGAGGUUUUGGGCCAGUCUAUAAGGGUAAGCUUCCUGAAGGAAUACAAGUGGCUGUAAAGAGGUUGUCUAGCCUUUCUGGCCAAGAUAUUGAAGCCAAUUUAGAUAACACUGAAAAUGCAUCUGAGAAAUAUAAGCUUGAUCGUGUUCCUUAUUUGGAUGCUGAAGCAGAGAUGGCCAAAACGGGCUCGACGUGGCCCGUGAACGGCUUAGGAUUGGGAUCGAGAAUGAUUGGGACUUGGGCUAGUAGGGACAGUAUCUUCAUCUUCUCGACAUUCAUACUGUUCACAUCUCGUCAGCGUUGUCAGGCAUCGCAAGACAACUUGACGAAGAACGAGUCAGUAAAAGAUGAGGAUCACGAAACUCUCGUUUCCCCCGGAAAAGUGUUUCAAAUGGGAUUCUUCAAGCCGGAAUCAAAUCAGAACGAUGAUCGUAGGUACCUUGGGAUCUGGUAUUAUACAGAUCCGAAGACAGUUGUGUGGGUUGCCAAUCGUGACAACCCGUUGUCAUCGGGUUCCUCUGUUCUAGCAAUCGAGAAUGAUGGGAACUUGGUAGUGAAGGAUAAGUAUCGAGAAUACUUCACCACCGGCCUCCCGCCAUCAUCUAGUGUCCGAACCUUGAAGCUGUUAGACACUGGAAACGCAAUUCUUGAAGAUAAAUCGAGAAACGUGGUGUGGUCUAGUUUCAGUUUCCCGACCGAUACUUUUCUUCCUGGUAUGUAUAUGGAGAAGGCCAUGAAGUUAACUUCCUGGAAGAGUCAACACGAUCCCGGAACCGGAAUGUUUGUAUUCCAGAAAGAUCAAGUCUUCGGUUACAACAAUUACACCAUCUUCGCCGAUAAAAAGCUUCACUGGAAAAGCGGGUUCGGACUAGAAAGCAACACGAACCCGACCAAAAUGCCGAUGGCCGCAAUUCACUUGUUGUCGAACACUAGCCGAAUACCGACUUUCUCCCGGCUAGUAAUGCAGAGUUCUGGUGAGAUUCAGUUCUACAAUUGGGAUUCAAGUUUCAGAAAAUGGGUUUUAAAUUGGUCGGAACCGAAAGAUUAUUGUAACAGAUAUAACGCUUGUGGACCGAAUAGUAGUUGUAACAUCAGUAGAAACGUCGAGAAGGAUUCGAUCUGCAGAUGCUUACCGGGUUUUGAGCUAAUUCCCGAUGUCACGACAUCAGAACAAACGUGCAAACGGACGUCAAAGAUCUGCAGUGGAAACGAUAGCAAUUUCUUGAGUAUGAUGAUUAUGAAGAUUGAUGUUACAUUUCAGACGUUUUUGGAGUCUAGAAACGAGCAGGAAUGCAAAGAGAAGUGUUUGGGGCUUGAUUGUUGCCAAGCGUAUUCAUAUAAUGCGGUCGGGAAUCCGGAAUUGGUUCUAGCCGGGGUUCCGGGAGGUAAACAAGGGUGCUGGAUUUGGAGUUCGGGAUCUCAGCUUGUCGAUAUUCAAAUCGGAGAUGACACCAGUGGACACAUAGUUGCCAUCAGGAACCCAGUUUCAGUAGGAUUCAAAAGCCCUCCAACAGCUAACAUAACUGCAAAAAGAACAAAGCCAAUAUCCCCUGAAGUCAUCAUUCUUUCAGCAAUUGUGAUUCCUGGACUUCUACUGUUAUGCUGCAUUGGCUUCAUUUGUUAUAGGAGGAGGAUCAAUAUCAAGAAAGGACAAGGAAGCGCAGAAAGCGAUUCUAUUCAUCAGUUUAAUGAAAGUGUGAGGCAAGUCCAGGAUUUGUUGGAUCCGUUUCAUUCAAAUGAAAAUGAUUCACAAACCAUAGGGAUACCUUUCUUCGUGUUUGAAAGAAUAUCGGCUUCCACAGAUGGCUUCUCGGAGGCAAAUAAGCUUGGUGAAGGUGGUUUUGGACCCGUUUAUAAGGGUAAGUUCCCGGGAGGACUAGAAAUUGCAGUGAAGAGGCUAUCGAUCCAUUCAGGACAAGGUCUAGAAGAGUUCAAGAACGAGGUUACUUUGAUUGCUAAACUUCAACAUCGGAAUCUUGUUAGGCUGUUGGGAUAUUGCAUGAAGGGAAACGAGAAGAUGUUAAUAUACGAGUAUAUGCCCAACAAAAGCCUAGAUGCAUUCAUAUUUGAUGAAACGCAAAGUGUAUUGCUUGAUUGGAAGAAGAGGUUCGAAAUAAUUCUGGGGAUAUGUAGAGGACUCAUAUAUCUUCAUCAAGAUUCAAGAUUGAGAAUCAUCCAUAGGGAUUUAAAGACGAGCAACAUAUUGUUAGACGAAGAUCUAAAUCCAAAAAUUUCGGACUUUGGAUUGGCAAAGAUCGUCAAUGGCAAAGAAGUCGAAUCUAAUACCAAAAGAGUUAUUGGAACCUAUGGUUAUAUGGCUCCAGAGUAUGCAUUGGAGGGAUUAUUUUCAAUAAAAUCUGAUGUUUAUAGCUUUGGAGUAGUUGUUCUAGAGAUCAUCAGUGGAAAAAAGAAACAUUAUCAAUGUGAACAAGCCAUCAGUCUUCUAAAUUAUGCUUGGCAUUUGUGGAAGGAAGGUAGACCGUUGGAUCUAAUGGAACGAGUUCUAACAGAAAGCUACGACUCCGAAGAAGUAUUGAAGUGCAUAAUUGUCGGUCUUUUAUGUGUGCAAGAAGAUCCUGAUGAUCGUCCUAGUAUGUCGAACGUAGUAACGAUGCUCACGAGCGACAUUGCUACACUUCCCGAACCAAAGCAACCGGCAUUUUUAAACAACAAACUGAUGGAGAUAUCAAUGAAAACGAUAGAAAAAAGUGAGACUGCAAAUUUUACGAAAGAUUGCGAAGGGAGCUCAAGCACAGGAACACCAGAAAAAGAACAAGGAGAGAGGUGGAAGGAGCUAGAGAUGCAUAAACAGGCUAGGACCCAAGAUAGGUCAUGAGCCAGGCAAGCUUGGUCCCGACCUCAGUUAGGCUCAUCGGUUCAUAUUAGUAUUCAUUAAUGAAUAUUAUUAGUAUUCAUUAAUGAAUAUUGAUUACAAUCAAAGCUGGUUAAAGCUAGAAGCCCGAUUAAACACCAAGUCGAGACCAUUUCAUUUUUGUUUAUUUUUCUUAUGUGUUUU